AUGCUUCUUCCGAAGCUGCUAUUUGACCCUGCCCGCAGGCACGGGCAAGUCUUUGCGCUGUUGAAGAGCCUUCCACAAUCUGUGUCACGACGGUUCUUAAGCAGCGGAAAACAGCAGGGGAGGCUGAGGAGAGGCAUAGCAGCCCGGUGUGAUGAUGGGUCUCAACAGUCAGAGAAACGCUCGAAAGAGUGUGGAAGGAAAAGGAAUGCGCUGUGGGCAAGAAUUGCAACGACAGCAGCCGUUGCAGCAGCUGCUGCUGCAACGGCACCAACAACGGCCCAGUGCAGCGGUUCUUGGCAGUGGCACCUGCGACAGCCCUUGCUGCCGCCCUUCCGCCUGAGUGCGUAUAGCCUCGCAGCUCCUGGAGAAUUCGAGGCUCAACGAGGUGGCCAAAAAGAGGCCCCCAGCAACCAAUUCGAGGGCCGGGGGGGGGGCCCCCAGCGGCCGCAGGAGGAUUCUAAGGAGCAUUACUUCUCUCCACUUUCCGGAGGAGUCGGUUUUGCUGAGAACAAGGUCCCCAAGGAAUGCAAGAACGGUCCCUUCUCGCGCUCUUCUGAUCCUGUUGACUGCUCGACAAGUCGCAUUGCAAGUGAGGAGGAGCUGCUGCGGCUGCCCCUGAGCCACGUCCUGCAGCUGCUGCCGCCGUCUACUGCGGCAGCGCUGAAAUCCACAGUUCUGCCUUUCUUUUUUGCACCGGAUAUGCAUGCGCUCCCACAUGGCAUAGGAUCUCAAAGAGACUGCCGCUGUGGAGACUCUUCCAAACCUCAAGAGGCGCAUUCAGAGGGAGGCCAGAAGGAGGGGGCCAUCUUCUCCAACGAGGCAGCUUCAUCCGCGAGGCAGACGCCUCAGGGAAGCCCCUCAAGGGCCCCCCCUCCACAGGCGGCUUCCAUCGGGGGGACGCAACAACGUGCCUCAGCUCAACAAGACACCCUUCCCAAGGGGGUAUUUGAGCCAUGCGCAAGCCUAAUAUCCCCCGACAAAACUCACCGCAGCCCCCCGCAGUCUCUAGGCACCCAUCGGCACGUAAGGCCCGCUUUGCACCAGCAGUCAGCGAAAGAAGCUCUGCAAGGCUCUCUUGAGCCACCCCAGCAGCAACAGCAGCAAGAGCAGCAGCAAGAGCAGCAGCAAGAGCAGCAGCAACAGCAUCAACACCUGCAGCAGCAACAGCAGCAACAUCAACAGCAACACCUGCAGCAGCAUCAACAGCAAGCAGCAGCAAGCAUUGGGGUGGGGCCUUCCUCCUCGCCCUCCAGAUGUCACCCUUUGCUCGCCAGCCAGGGGGCCCUUGGAGGCAAAGACCCCUCGGAGGGCCUCCCCCCUCCCCCCCUUGCGAAUCACUCUUCCCGGAUUUCCGAAUAUGAGCCGCCCUACUGGUGCAGCACAGGCAACAGCAACAGCAGCAACAGCAGCAGCAGCACGCUUCCGUUGCCUCCGCAAGACGAACAAAUAGUGCCGACCCUCGCGAAACGGCUGCAACAGCAAGGCAUCCUGAGGGAGGCCCCUUGGAUAUCGCCCUCAGUCCCCGCUACUGCUCGCAGCAACAGCCCCCCCCCCCCUUGCAGCAUUUCCUGCAGCAGCAGCAUGACCUCGGCUGAAGGCGGCCAUGACUCUCAAGACUUCUGCAGUCUCGAUGAAGAGGGAAAAGGACGAAUUUCCCCUGCAGAACAGGGCACCGAAAGAGCUUUUCACCAAACCUCCAACAAGAAAGGCUCCAGCACUUUUCUAAGGAGGCGGCCAGACCGCGUAGUGAUGCAAAGAAGCAACAGACCUGAGGUGCCAGACUUCUCGUAUGUCGAAAGCAUCGUCAGAAACGAAUGCUGGCGGCGCAAAACCAAACGGCAGCAGCAGCAACAGCAGCAACAACAACAACAGCAACAGCAACAGCAGCAACAGCAGCAGCAGCAACAGCAACAGCAACAGCAACAGCAGCAACAGCAGCCGCAGCAGCAACAGCAGCAGCAGCAGCAGCAGCAGCGGCAGCAGGAACCCCAGCUCUUACAGCAUCCACAAAAACAGCAGCCGCAGCAGCAGAGGAGGACACUUGCGGAUGCUGUAGCCCUUACUGCUGCCUCUACUGUGGCCACCACUGCUUCUGACAACGACAGAGACACAGACUCUGUCAGCGCUCCUACGCAAGAUGCCACUUACCCCCCACAACGGACUCCCGAAGGUGCCGCAGCAGACUGGCAGCCUCGACUCCCCCCGCAACCGAUGCACCAAGACGCCUUGGAAGAGGGUUUUAGUCCGUCGUGCAGUUACAUUCCCUAUGUGCCUCACCGCAGACGUUCCGCACGGGAAGCCGUGGCAGGAGCCUCCAGUGAGGAGUCCGUGGGGCCCCCCGGGGAGGCCAGGCGCAUGCAGCCUCAUCGGACCGACGAGGACGUUGGUUCGACGGACGAAAACACAACGGCUAAAUGGACAGAAGACUUUGGGAAGAUGCAGAUGAGAGAAAAAGAUGCAAGACCAGUAGUUUACGCCGCCUGCGGUCUCCGCGCUCUAUCCGUAUCUUCUCAAAUGUCUUGCUUGUGCACACACGCAAAGGCGUCUGCUGCUGAUCCCGUGCAUCCUGCGUGCCCCUAA
Molecule: messenger RNA, 2580 nt
Organism: Cyclospora cayetanensis
Lineage: Eukaryota; Apicomplexa; Conoidasida; Eucoccidiorida; Eimeriidae
Product: mediator of RNA polymerase II transcription subunit 15
Exons: 7
Coding region: 1-2580 (859 amino acids)
Biological process (GO): mitotic spindle organization; regulation of cytokinesis
Cellular component (GO): spindle pole centrosome; spindle microtubule; spindle midzone
Molecular function (GO): protein kinase activity
Source: RefSeq, a predicted model, not a curated record